Solanum lycopersicum (tomato) is the source of this 1140-nucleotide messenger RNA. NCBI's taxonomy places the organism in Eukaryota, Viridiplantae, Streptophyta, Magnoliopsida, Solanales, Solanaceae. The record is from RefSeq and is a predicted model, not a curated record.
UAAAGCUCCUCCUUUUCAACGCUUUUUACACCAGAUCUCUUGGACUGACUCCGUGGAGAUGCGUGCUUGCUGAGGGAGGCCAUUUUUACAAUCUGGGUCAUUCUCUCUCUUACUUUCUCUCUCUAUAUCUGCAGCAAAUGCAUUUGCAGUUAUAAUCUGUGUAUAUAUAUAUGUAUGUGUGCAUCGACACAUACAAAAGCAGACACGGAUAUAUAUGAGAGAGUUGGAGGAGAAGAGAUUUCAUCAAUGGAGAAUGGUGGUAACGGAGUGGUGACGUUGUUGUUCACGGAAGAGGAGUUGCGUGAGAUAAGUGGGGUAAAGAGAUGCGAUGAUUAUGUGGAGGUGAUGUGUGGGUGUACAAGCCAUCGAUAUGGUGAUGCUGUUGCUAGACUUAGGGUUUUCUCGUCUGGUGAACUUGAAAUCACCUGUGAAUGUACUCCUGGAUGCACUGAAGACAAGCUUACUCCGUCUGCGUUUGAGAAGCAUUCUGGGAGAGAAACUGCUAGGAAAUGGAAAAAUAAUGUAUGGAUCAUUGUCAAUGGUGAUAAAGUUCCUGUGGUAAAGACCCCAUUGCUAAAAUAUUAUAACAAGUCUCUAAAGCAUGCUAUUUCUCAAAAUGGAAAAGCUUGUCAUCGUGAUGAGUUCCUAAGAUGUACCGAGUGCAACAAAGCCCGCAGGUUCCGUCUCCGUUCAAAGGAAGAGUGCAGAACUUACCAUGAUGCUUUGGCGAAUGUGCAUUGGAACUGCUCUUGUAUUCCUUAUGACAAAUUUUCAUGUGACGAUGAAGAAGAGCGAGCAAGCCGUAGGGUGUACAGGGGAUGUUCUCGUUCUCCCACAUGUAAAGGUUGCACCACCUGUGUUUGUUUUGGUUGCGAAAUAUGCAGAUUUUCGGACUGCAGUUGCCAGACGUGCAGUGACUUCACAAAGAAUGCAAAAGGCUGAAUUAUUUGUUUCCAAUUUGAAUGGGGUAUGUGUUCCCCAUCAUUAUUAAUUCAUCUAAAAACCCCUACUGCUCAUGUUUUUGCUGACAUAUCUAAGACCCAUUAAUUGCCGUUUUACAUUCACAAUCAAAGGUUUUCUUCUGUCUAUAAAUAUUGAUGCAUCGUUUUCCUGUUUUGAUGCGGAAUAUAAAUUUAUGAG